CUUUCAGAAGUCAGUUACUGAAGUUUUUCCAGAGCUUGCAGGUAAUACAGAAUCAAUGGAGCCUGCUCCAAUGGAGUUUCUGAAGGAAGAUGAGGAUCAAAGAAUGUAUUCAGGUGCUGACGUGGAUGCAUUUCAGGCUACCGUGAAUCGUGAUAUCGGAGGAGGAGGCGGAGGAGGAAAUGCCUCGUCAUCUGAUGAAUAUGCCAAUGCUUCAAGUCAGCAACAGGAGCGAAAAGAGCAGCACUUAUUAGCGACUCAGAUUACACAGCAAUGGUGUGCUGAUGAGAAUCAGCAGCAAAUUCCAGGCAUUGAAUCUCAAUAUGUGAUGGUACACAAUAAGAUGGGUAAUCGACAAGCUAUGGGGUCGGAGCAGCCUGGUAGUCUAAAAUGUCCGGGGAAGCGGAUAUUGGAUAAGCUAUCACUGCUGACCUUAAAGCCUGUUCUUGAUAAUGAUAGAGAGAUGCAGCCUCAAACACUGCCAGGUUCCAAUCAGGCUCAAUUACAAUGUCAAGAUUUUGCUUGUCGAGACAAUGCGGGAUUGCUUAUUAGCUCUACUGCCUCAUCAGCAGUCCAAAUGCAGACUGAUUCUAGCUAUACAUUGGUGGAAAAUAAUGCUCAGAAAUCUCGAGAGGUGGUGGAACAUCAACCAGACACUAGAAUGCAAGUUAGCCAUUUGUCUUCCUCCAGUAUUUGCACGCUCAAUCGUGAUAGGAUGCAUGAUUUUCACUCUACACAGAAUUUAAUUCCAGCUUAUGGAAGUAAUAAUAGUACUUUUCGCCCAUAUUCUGGAACAAAUGCCAAUACUUCUGGAUCAUCCAUGAAGUCACAUCCUCAUGAUUUACAAGUUAGGCAAAUAUCACAUUCAACCACGGAUACAACUCAGAUACAGCGUUCAAUACAGGGAAGGAACGUGAUGAAUGUCUCAAAAUUUGAGAAGCCAAAUUCUGCUGCUGAUUUUAGUAGAUUACGGAACAGUUCUUUGUCCCAGAGUACCGACCACUUGUCAUGUGAACUGUCCACAAACAAAGGGAAAAUUGAUGCUCCAUUUCCAUCAAGAAAUUAUGUGAAGCAAGAACCUGUUGAUCAAGAUGCCAAGCAGCAGCAGAAAUUCCAGUUUUGCAACCCUCAAGAUCUGUCUGCUGCACUUACUGUUGCUGAAUGUGUUACAGGAAAUAUAAAAGACAAUUCUCUUAUGAGGCAGCCUUCUGCUGCUGAUUUAUCUCCAACUAAUCGAAAGAUGCCCACAAAUGUAGUUGCUACACCCUUUGCAAUUAAUCAAAACCCUAACAUCCAGGUACGGUCUCAGACCCUAUCUGCAGCUGCUUCUACUGAAAUCAAAGGUAAUAGCACUCCUCCAAACAAGCUUUCUGCUGGCCAGAAGAAGGCACUUAAAGCGCUCGGUUCCGUGCCACCAGCAUUAAGAAAAAAGAAAAAAGUUUCUGGGAGCUAUUCAUAUCAAAGCAUUGAAGAACUCAAUGAUGUCGCUUCUGUUAGUGGAAUUGAUCUAAGGGCAGAGCAAGAACAGCUAAUAUCUGGUUUGAAGGAGGUCAGCCGAGUUUCAGAAGCAUCACGGAGGAAUGUGCAAGAAGACGAAGAAAGAAUGAUUUUGCAGAAAAUUCCGUUGGAGAAAAAGUUGGCAGCGAUCAUUGUGAGAUGUGGUUUGAAGAAUAUCAACAGUGAUGUGGAGCAAUGCCUGUCUUUGUGUGUGGAGGAAAGAAUGUGUGAGCUAAUAAGUACCAUGAUCCGCCUUUCGAAGCAGCGGAUGGAUGCCGAGAAACUUAGGCACGGGACUGUAAUUACCUCAGAUGUACGGCAGGAAAUCAUGGCAGUGAACAAGAAAGCUAGGGAAGAAUCGGAGAUAAUGCAUCCCGAGCCUCAGGACAAGGAGAAAGGCGAAAGUUGCGUGAAACAAGUUGAUGUAUCGUAUAAACCGGAGUAUAAAAUGAGGAUAACAAAUAUAGCUGCCCGGGCUGCUGCUGGUGUGGAUGACAUGGUUUCAAAAUGGCAACUCAUGGCCGAGCAAGCUCGCCGAAAACUUGAAGCCGGGACAGAAGCAACAUCAGUUUCCAGUUCAGCAACAGCAAGGAAAUUCCGAAGGAGCCGAGCAAUCGAACUGCAACCUCGGGUGGCUCGAUCCAUAUCUGUCAAGGAUGUGAUUGCAGCAUUGGAAAGAGAACCCCAGAUGUUGAACUCUACCCUCCUCUAUAAAUUGUAUGAGAGACUCCAGUAGAAAUGCUCCAACAGAACAGUAAGUCUGCUCCUCAACACUAUUUUUUUACUUAAAUCUAAAUGAUACUAAUUUUGUGAAAUUCACUUGUAAAUGAAUACUAAUUUUGUUUAGUUUACUUAGAAAUUCAUUUGAUAUGUUUUUUUUUUAUUUUGAUGGAAUUGAUUUUACUAAUUCAAGUGUAUAUUAGAUGAGUUUAUUUGCAAAUGAAAUGAAUAUUAAUGCUA
Mercurialis annua (annual mercury) is the source of this 2454-nucleotide messenger RNA. RefSeq names its product transcription initiation factor TFIID subunit 4b-like. Gene Ontology annotation, biological process: transcription initiation at RNA polymerase II promoter. The record is from RefSeq and is a predicted model, not a curated record. Gene Ontology annotation, cellular component: transcription factor TFIID complex. The transcript has 13 exons. Gene Ontology annotation, molecular function: DNA binding; RNA polymerase II general transcription initiation factor activity. Bases 56 to 2230 code for a protein of 724 amino acids. NCBI's taxonomy places the organism in Eukaryota, Viridiplantae, Streptophyta, Magnoliopsida, Malpighiales, Euphorbiaceae.